This is a messenger RNA of Pipistrellus nathusii (Nathusius's pipistrelle), 2019 nucleotides long. The record is from the annotation of a GenBank genome assembly. NCBI's taxonomy places the organism in Eukaryota, Metazoa, Chordata, Mammalia, Chiroptera, Vespertilionidae.
AUGGCCUCGCUCAAAGCGGUGCUCGGGACGUCGCUCCCGGCCGCCCGCGCCGUGUGGCUGCUCUUCGGUUGCCGCCCGCUGCCCGCGCCCUGCUCCAUCUCGGCCGCCGCCAUGGAGCCGGCGCCCCACUGGCUGGCGGGACUGCACUUCGACAACCGAGCCUUGCGCGCGCUGCCCGUGGAGACGCCGCCGCCGGACCCCGAGGGCGCCGCGCCCGCACCGCGGCUGGUGCCCGGGUUCUGCUUCAGCCGCGUGCGGCCCGCGCCCCUGCGGCAGCCGCGCCUCGUGGCGCUGUCGGAGCCCGCGCUGGCGCUGCUGGGCCUGGGCGCGCCGCCCGCCGCCGCCGCCGCCCGCGAGGCCCGCGAGGCCGAGGCCGCCCUCUUCUUCAGCGGCAACGCGCUGCUGCCGGGCGCCGAGCCCGCCGCGCACUGCUACUGCGGCCACCAGUUCGGCCAGUUCGCGGGGCAUGACGGCGCCGCCAUGUACCUGGGCGAGGUGUGCACGGCGGCCGGCGAGCGCUGGGAGCUGCAGCUCAAGGGCGCCGGCCCCACGCCCUUCUCCAGACAGGCUGACGGCCGCAAGGUCCUGCGCUCCAGCAUCCGGGAGUUCCUGUGCAGCGAGGCCAUGUUCCACCUGGGGGUGCCCACCACGCGGGCCGGCGCCUGCGUCACGUCCGAGUCCACGGUCGUGCGCGACGUGUUCUACGACGGCAACCCCAAGCACGAGCCCUGCGCGGUGGUGCUGCGGAUCGCCUCCACCUUCCUCAGGUUCGGGUCCUUUGAGAUCUUUAAGGCUGAGGAUGAGCACACGGGUCGUGCGGGCCCCAGCGUGGGGAGGAACGACAUCCGUGUGCAGAUGCUGGACUAUGUGGUCAGCACUUUCUACCCUGAAAUCCAGGCCACGCACGCCAGCGACUCCGUGCAGAGGAACGCUGCCUUCUUCCGCGAGGUGACACGUCGCACGGCCCGGAUGGUGGCUGAGUGGCAGUGUGUCGGCUUCUGCCACGGCGUGCUCAACACGGACAACAUGAGCAUUGUGGGGCUCACCAUCGACUACGGGCCCUUCGGCUUUCUGGACAGGUACGACCCUGACCACGUGUGCAACGCCUCGGACAAUGCCGGGCGCUACUCGUUCAGCAAGCAGCCCGAAGUGUGCAAGUGGAACCUGCAGAAGCUGGCUGAGGCCCUGGUGCCCGAGCUGCCCCUGGAGCAGGGCGAGGCCAUCCUGGCCGAGGAGUAUGACACCGAGUUCCACAGGCACUACUUGCACAAGAUGCGCAGGAAGCUGGGCCUCGUGCAGGCCGAGCGGGAGGAGGACGCCGCGCUGGUGGCCAAGCUCCUGGAGACCAUGCACCUGACCGGUGCCGACUUCACAAAUACCUUCUACCUGCUGAGCUCCUUCCCAGUGGGGCCAGAUUCCCCGGGCCUGGCCGAGUUCCUGGCUGCGCUCAUGGAGCAAUGUGCCUCCCUGGAGGAGCUGCGGCUUGCCUUCCGGCCCCAGAUGGAUCCCCGGCAGCUCUCCAUGAUGCUGAUGCUGGCGCAGUCAAACCCGCAGCUCUUUGCGCUGAUCGGCACCCGGGCCAACGUCACAAAGGAGCUGGAGCGCGUGGAGCAGCAGUCGCGGCUGGAGCAGCUGAGCCCGGCCGAGCUGCUGAGCAGGAACAGGGGCCACUGGGCGGACUGGCUCCAGGCGUACAGGGCCAGGCUGGAGGAGGACAGGGAAGGUGCCGCUGACCAGGACGCCUGGCAGGCUGAGCGCACGCGUGUCAUGCACGCCAACAACCCCAAGUACGUGCUGCGGAACUACAUCGCGCAGAACGCCAUCGAGGCUGCCGAGAACGGAGACUUCUCAGAGGUGCGACGGGUGCUGAAGCUGCUGGAGGCCCCGUACCACAGGGAGGGGGAGACCACCGAGGUCCCGGGGGCCGCCGAGCCCGAGGGGGCCGGCAGCCCAGCAGAGAGGCGCCGCUCCUACAGCAGCAAGCCCCCGCUCUGGGCCGCGGAGCUGUGUGUGACGUGA